AUAGAAGUGAAGAAUACUCGGGGAUAUCUCUUCAGGCUGUAAAUAUAAGAUACUGACGAGCAGCAUACACAAUUUAAAAAGUUACAGAAGGUAUGAAGACAGUAUCAUAGCGAAGCCAUGGCCGACAAGAGAAAACUUCAAGGUGAAAUAGACCGAUGUUUGAAAAAAGUAGCUGAGGGUGUGGAGCAGUUUGAAGACAUCUGGCAAAAGCUCCACAAUGCAGCGAAUGCCAAUCAGAAGGAGAAAUACGAAGCAGACCUCAAGAAAGAGAUUAAGAAGCUCCAGCGACUACGAGACCAGAUUAAAACAUGGGUGGCUUCCAACGAGAUCAAAGACAAGAGGCAGCUAGUGGAGAACCGCAAGCUCAUCGAGACGCAAAUGGAGCGUUUUAAAGUGGUGGAGCGAGAGACGAAGACGAAAGCAUACUCUAAGGAAGGGUUGGGUCUGGCCCAGAAAGUCGACCCGGCUCAGAAGGAGAAAGAGGAAACGGAACAGUGGCUCACGAAUACAAUAGACACCCUAAACAUGCAGGUGGAGCAGCUAGAAAGCGAAGUGGAGUCGCUUUCUGUUCAGACACGCAAGAAGAAGGGAGACAAGGAGAAGCAGGACCGAAUUGAGGAGCUGAAGAGGUUGAUCGAGAGGCAUCGAUACCACAUCCGCAUGCUAGAGACCAUACUGAGGAUGCUGGACAACGAUUCGGUGCAGGUAGAAGCCAUUCACAAGAUCAAAGACGACGUGGAAUAUUACAUCGAUUCCUCGCAGGACCCCGACUUCGAGGAGAACGAAUUUCUCUAUGACGACUUGGACCUGGAGGACAUUCCUCCGUCGUUGAUGGCCACUUCUCCCCAGGGUCAUAUUGAGGAUGAAAUGUUUCUGCAGUCCAGCAGUACCCCCACCUCCACCACCUCCUCCUCUCCCAUCCCUCCGUCUCCUGCUACGGGAACCACGGAGAACUCAGAAGAAGACAAGAAGAGAGGUCGCUCCACGGACAGUGAAGUCAGCCAGUCGCCUGUUAAGAACGGCAAUCCGUCUCUCUCGGCGUUCUCCUCUUCCUCCGGGCCCUCUUCAUCCUCUUCCUCCUCCUCGUCCUCUUCGUCGUCGUCGUCGUCCUCCUCCUCCUCGACGCUGGUCUCCAUGGCGACGGUGGUGGGCGGAGGCGCGCCGGCGGUGGCCGUCUCCGGCGGCGGGAGCAGCCUCCUCGGGAGCUUCAGCAGCGCCGUGCAGCAGCACCCGCCUCAGUCCCAGCACGCCCAAUCCAAACUCUCCUCCUCGUCCGGCUCCGCCCCUUCCAACAGCACCCCCAGCCCGCCCAGUCACCCCUCUCUCCCCGCGCCCGCGGCCCCGUCCUCCUCCCUGCCCGGCUCGGCCGCGCCCGGGACGGCCGCGCCCGGCUCCCAGUCCCAGGCUUCCGCGGGCCCCGGCUCCGGUUCGGGACUGGGGCUGGGUUUGGGUCUGGGUCUGGGAAAGGCCGGGGUGACUGUCAGCAGCAGCAGCACCUCCCAGAUGCCCGGCGGGCUGGGGCUCUCGGGGAUGCCCGGCUCGCUCGGCACCAUGGCGGGCAUCCUGUCGGGCUCCACGCCCGCCCCGUACGCCCAGGCCGCGGCCGCCGGCGCGGUCGGCAGCGCCCCCGGUGGCCCGGUGGGGAACAGCGGCUCCAGCAGCAGCGUCCUGACGUCCGGAGGAGGUGGAGGAGGAGGAGGAGGAGGUGUAGCAGGGACGAACUCGGUGGCCACCAGUAACGGCACCGGGGCCGGACUGGGAUUGCUGGUAAACAGCCCCGUCCACGGUACCAUCAGCGGGGGGAUUCUGGGACUGGUGCCCGGACAGACCCCGCUGCAAGGCUCCGGACAGGUUCCCAUGAGCCCCGUAGGCACCGCCCCCGGAGGCGGAACCGCAGUAGGGUUGAUGGGCGGGAACGGAGGCAGCGCGGGGACGGGCGGAGCAGCUGGCGGCGUGGGCGGGAACGUAGCGCCGGCGCGGCCUCCCAGCGGACUCAAACAGAACGGAGGCACAAGUUACAGCGCAGUUGUGGCAGACAACUCAUCAGACUCCUCCCUCAGCAGCGCCAGCCAAUCGCAAAACAGCCAGCCCUCCUCCUCAAGCUCAUCGACCAAUCAAACUUUGGAUAAUGGUCCCAGUCUGCUGAGCUCCAUCACUCUUCCUCCGUCCUCACCAUCGCCCUCGUUUCCGGACAGCGCCCCCGGUGGAGGGAGUCUGCUCAAUGGCCCGCACUCCUACACAUCUAGUGCUGAGGCAAUCAAGGCUCCGGAGCCGUUGAGUUCUCUGAAAGCGAUGGCGGAGAGAGCAGCUCUGGGCUCAGGUCUGGAAGGAGAACUCUCUUCCCUGCACAUAACCGAACGUGAUCUGUUUACGGGUGGCUCCGCCCCCCCUGGACCACCUGCUGCCCCCCAGCCGACGGUGUCGGAGGUCAACCUGCCCCCCUCGCUGGGCGUGUGUCCUCUGGGCCCAGUGCCCCUGUCCAAAGACCAGCUGUACCAACAAGCCAUGCAGGAGUCCGCCUGGACACACAUGCCCCACCCGUCUGACUCCGAGAGAAUCAGGCAGUACCUCAUGAGGAACCCGUGUCCCACUCUUCCCUUCCAUCACCAGGUGCCACCUCAUCACUCAGACUCUAUCGAGUUCUACCAGAGACUGUCCACUGAAACACUCUUCUUCAUCUUCUACUACCUGGAGGGCACCAAGGCUCAGUAUCUGUCGGCGAAGGCUCUGAAGAAGCAGUCCUGGAGGUUCCACACCAAGUACAUGAUGUGGUUUCAGAGGCACGAAGAGCCCAAAACCAUCACUGAUGAGUUUGAACAGGGCACGUACAUUUACUUCGACUACGAAAAGUGGGGCCAGAGAAAGAAGGAAGGAUUCACGUUUGAGUACAGAUACCUGGAAGACCGUGACCUGCAGUGACCCACGGACGGACCGACCGACGGACGGACGGACGAAGGGAGGGAGGGAUAGAGGGCGAGAGAAAAAGAGAAGAGAAAGAGAGAGAAAUUGCUACGACAGUGAACGUGCUGCUGUUGACAUUCCGAGUUUCAACUCCAUGUCGUGGUUGUUAGUUGGAUGUGAUGUAGGCGUUUUUCUUUAAAAAAACAACAACAACAACAAAAACAAACAAAGAGAGAGAGAGAGAGAUAAGUGUGGGAGGGGCCAUGUGCCUGUUUACAAGCAAACAUUUGAACCUCCUUUUGCUGUUGAGUCUUUCUCACGUUAUAUCUUUUAUUUUAUUUUUUUUUUUUUCCCUUGUCAAUAAAAAAAUCCCCCUUGCUUUGCCAUCUAACCAAGCAAACACUGAAUGAAAGAUUGGGUUUAGGGAGUUACAAAACAUACAUAUUUGAACAUAGCCCCUAAUGGAGAAGUGUGGUUCCAAACGAAAACCGUUUAUUUUUUUUUUCUCCCAGGUUUAUUCAGUAUAAUCGCCGUCUGAGAGUUUGGAGACUCUGCAGUAAGAGAGAGAGAGAGAACAGAAUGAUGAUUAAAUUGCUAUGCAAUUGAAUUCCUCUCGACCUCCCUGUCUGAACCAUUAUCGAAAGACGCAGUUUAAGUCUCCGCGAAAAGAGGCGCCAUCGGAAGAAAUGAUAAAAAAAAAAUAAAAAAGGUAUGGUUUAGUAGCAUCCACCAUGCAUCUGCCAGCUAAAAUGUCGACAUGGUCCACCAGGCAAACUCCGUCUGAUUCUGUGUUUGUUUAAAAUAGCAUGAAUUAAAAAAAAAAAAAAAAUCUUAACGUCACCUGUCUCAUACGACGCGAACAUUACGAAUGACAUACAAAAAGAAUAAGCAGUUUAAAAAAAAAAAAGUUCUAUCUUUUUUUUUUCUCUCACAGACAGUGAAGUCGUUUAGGUUGUUUGUGGCUAAAUAUUUUUGUUGUGUGGAAGUUUUAGAACAUGUAAACAAACAAACAAACAAACCCCCCCCCCCCCCU
Messenger RNA from Chanos chanos (milkfish), 3934 nucleotides. It is a transcript of the gene cnot3a, whose product is annotated as CCR4-NOT transcription complex, subunit 3a. The record is from RefSeq and is a predicted model, not a curated record. The coding region runs from base 118 to 2919 and encodes 933 amino acids. Lineage: Eukaryota; Metazoa; Chordata; Actinopteri; Gonorynchiformes; Chanidae. The transcript has 18 exons. Gene Ontology annotation, biological process: regulation of DNA-templated transcription. Gene Ontology annotation, cellular component: CCR4-NOT core complex; nucleus.